GACUUUUUAAAAUUUGAAUCUCCCUUUGGAAAAUUUAAAAUUUGAAAUUAAACAACAACAUCAAUAGAAUUUUUAAUAUAACAAAUUUUAAAGGAAUUCCAUCAUUGUGCUCAUCAAUUUAAUUAAUUUAUUACGCUGGAAGUAAAGUUAAGAAGGUAUUCAAAUGAUUGUUUGUGAUCGUGUAAAAGAAUUGAGGAGAUAAGGAGACGAGAAACAUAAAAUAAUAGUUGGAAUAAUUUGAAAUAAUGGGCUUCGAUUUAGGUCGAUUUUCUGGUGAAGUUGAUGAAGAGUUAAUAUGUCCCAUAUGUAGCCAAGUUUUAGAGGAACCAGUUCAGGUUGUCACAUGCGAGCAUGCAUUUUGUCAAGCUUGUAUACACGAGUGGUUAUCACGUCAACCGACAUGUCCUGUUGAUCGUCAAGCAAUCACAUCAGCGAAUCUUAGAUCAGUUCCGAGAAUCUUGCGAAAUUUAUUAUCUCGAUUAAAUAUAGCAUGCGACAAUGCAAUUUAUGGAUGUAGUCAAGUACUUAAGUUAGACGCUCUUCAAUCACACAUAGAUGAAUGUGAGCAUAAUCCAAAACGGCCUAUGCCUUGCGAAUCGGGUUGCGGUUUUAUUAUUCCGAAAGAUGAGUUCAAAGAUCAUAAUUGUGUAAGAGAACUUCGAACACUUUGCCAUCAACAGCAACAAAAAAUGACCGAAUUAAAGACUGAAAUAGCUGAUCAAAAUAUUACAAUCAAUGAACUAAAACGGGAAUUAAAUUUGAUAAAAGAUUUCAUGCGAGCUAUGCGCGUUUCAAAUCCAGCCAUGCGAGCCAUUGCUGAUCAGAUGGAACGCGAUGAAGUAAUACGCUGGUCAAAUUCUUUACCACGAGCGCGAGUUACUCGUUGGGGUGGCAUGAUAAGUACGCCCGAUGAUUCACUUCAACUUAUGGUGAAAAGAGCGUUAUCAGAAUCCGGUUGUCCACCUCAUAUACUUGAUGAAUUGAUGGAGAAUUGCCAUGAGCGUCGAUGGCCUAGAGGAUUAAGUUCACUUGAGACGCGACAAAAUAACCGUAGAAUUUAUGAUAAUUAUGUUUGUCGUCGGGUGCCAAACAAACAAGCUGUUCUCGUACUUCCCUGUGACAAUUCUCAUAUGUCAGACGAUGUAAUGGUGGAACCUGGCUUGGUCAUGAUUUUUGCUCACGGAAUCGAAUGAAUCUUUUUCUCGAUGAUUGGCAGCAUACAAUAAUUUUUCCAUCGAUUUUUUAUUUUCUUCAAUCAAUCGUGAUAAUUUUAUUUCUGUUCUUCAUGCGACAAAAAAAGGAAAUUCUUUUCGGAUUAAAAAAAAGAGGAGAAAAUUCUCUGAAUUUUUGUGAUAAAUAUUUCAUCUCUAACAUUAAAUGUGACAUGAAUUGCUUCAUAACAAUGAGAAAUUAUGUUGAUGAAGAAGACAAUGACGAUGAAACAAAAUGCUUAGGAUACUUGGUAUAAAUGGAGAUGUUUUCCUCCUUUAAAAUUAGAAUUUAAGGAUUUAUGAUCAUCAGAUACAUUUAUUUUAAUAAGAAGACAUAAGAAAAAGUAACAAACAAAACAUUAAACGAUGUCCCAAAAAGUUUAUCCAAAAUUAUUAUAAAAAAAGAAGUUAAAAUUUGGCAUAGAAUAUUGAAAUUUUUUCGUUUGACAAAGACAUUUGUAUAAAAAUUGAUUUUCCA
Chironomus riparius is the source of this 1689-nucleotide messenger RNA. The record is from the annotation of a GenBank genome assembly. NCBI's taxonomy places the organism in Eukaryota, Metazoa, Arthropoda, Insecta, Diptera, Chironomidae.